AUGAAGUCGUUCUGCUUGAUUUUCGCAAUAUUCGGCUGCGCUUUGGCAGUUUGUACUGACGAACGUGAGCCGAUCGUGAAUACAAUACGUUCUUUGGUGGAUGGAGACAUCAUUCAGUUCUCAGCCUGUCCGGAUGUCAACACAAAUGGUGUGUAUCCCCUCCAGGCCGUAAACGUGACAUUUCCACCGUUUUCAGUGUUCUGCGACUACAGCGUCGAUGGCAAGGGAUGGAUCGUCAUUCAUCGUCGGUUAGAUGGAAGCGUGAGCUUUAAUCGAAACUGGACCGACUACCGGGAUGGGUUUGGAUCACUGCAGGGUGAAUUUUGGCUGGGCUUGGAGAAGAUGCAUCAGAUCAUCCGCGGUGGCAGAUAUCAACUGUUAGUGGUGCUGCAGGAUUUCUAUGGAGCAGUAGUCACGGCACAGUACGACAAUUUCACGAUUGGUUGUGAGAUGGACCGAUACCGUCUUGAGUAUGGGGAAUUUUUAAAUGGAACAGUGAGCGAUAGUUUGCUGAAUUCGAAUGGAAUGCAGUUUUCAACUCCGGAUAGCGAUAACGAUUUAGAUUCUACUGAGCCUAGUUGUGCGGAGUACUAUACAAGUGGAUGGUGGUUCAACGCUUGUCAUGAAGCGAACUUGAAUGGGGUAUAUGACAAGUAUAGACGAAGUAACACUAUGUCGUGGUAUAAUUUCUACUACAAUCACCAGUGUUUGAAAGCUGCACGGAUGAUGAUUCGGUUUGUGGGAGAAAAGAAGUAUUAUGGUAGAUCAAUGCAACAUUAGCUGUAGCUCUAUUUAUUAUAAAUAUGUCAAGAUGCAUUGAUUCUACUUACUCGUAGUAUCCGAAAAUGGAGCGUUGGAAAACGAAGAUUUUUUUAUAGCAAUCAACACCAUUGCAUCCAGAAAUAACAUCACUCUCCCAUUUGAACUAGGCCUUCGGGUGAUCGGAUUGAGUUAUCGGGAUUGAUGAGGAAAGUCAAGCAAAAAUGGAAAUUUUAGUCUAAUUGAAUGAGUUUUCUCCAAACGUUUUUUUCGUUCUCGAAUUUCUGCUGAGCUUAAUCAGUCAGUAGAAACUAAAGAUUUAAAAUUGGCUCACUACUUGACUAUCCUAUUGGUCCCAAGUACAUCUAUAAGCGUACCCUAUUCUAGACGAAAUUCUAGAAUUACACUAUGUUUGUUUUGAUUCUUCAUAGCGACACGUUUGUAUAUUUUUCUUUGAAAAUUUA
Messenger RNA from Ochlerotatus camptorhynchus, 1223 nucleotides. Its product is annotated as ficolin-1-like. The record is from RefSeq and is a predicted model, not a curated record. The transcript has 3 exons. The coding region runs from base 1 to 780 and encodes 259 amino acids. NCBI's taxonomy places the organism in Eukaryota, Metazoa, Arthropoda, Insecta, Diptera, Culicidae.